UUCUCGAAAGGUGCAUAAAUCUGGAUUUGUCUUGGAGAGGUAGUAGCAGCCUGCUAGAACUAAAUCGAUCAAAAAUUGAUGAAGAGUUUAAUGAAAAAAAAGAAAAACAAAUUGUGGAAUAUAAAGUGAGUUGAGUGGAUCUGAACCUGAGAAAUAAGCUCCUGCUUUGACUGGACGAUUUCUGCAUUCUUUAACAACAUCGACACCUACAUCUUUAUAAUCAAGUUGUCCGUGACGAUGUGGAUUCCUACAUCGAGGGAGAUUUCCAGUGGGUUGAAAUAGCAGUAGAAAUUGUCACGAGCGACUGGUGUAGCUUUAUAUAAAAUUUUAAAGGUUUUUUCGAGAAGUUUCUACAUUGAGGGGAAGUUUUCGGACGUGGGAGGAGAUAUGGAAGGCCAGCAGGUCAGAGCAGUAUACGACUUCUCUGGAGAGGCAGGAACCGCUGAGUUGUCGAUAACAGCCGGUGAAAUUCUCACUGUAAUUCGGGAGAAUGUGGGUGAUGGGUGGUGCGAAGGAUACAAUCAGCACAACAAAUCAGGGCUCUUUCCGGCAGCAUAUGUCGAAGCCGUUGAAAGCCCAGCCCCUGCAGCUAUGACCCAGAGCUCAGGAGACUAUUGGGAUGACGACUGGGACGAUGAUUCGGAAGUUGGACAGACCCAGGCCUACGUACCCCCCGCAAAUACUGAAUACAAUCGAAUAUCCGGGCAAUCGAGUCUCGAUAAUGCUUCAAUGCAAGCCAUCCACUCGGUCAUACCGGAGAGGACAAUUCCAAAUGUACCAAAGAAAAAUAAUAAAUUCUCAACGCUUAUAAAAUCUGGAGAGGAUAGCUAUCUUCUGGGAAACAGAACAGUUCCGGUUCCGGAGAGUGAGAAGGUUUUUAUCGAGGAAACGGAGGAUGGCCGGUGUAUGUGGCUGCCAACGGGAGAGCAUUAUAGUUGCAUCAUAACGUCACCGAAAAAGGAGUCGAAACUCAAGGGUCUCAAAAGCUUUAUAGUUUAUCAACUUACGCCCACGUUUAAUAACAUCCAAGUCUCUCGAAGAUACAAACGCUUUGACUGGUUGCACGAAAGACUAGAAGAGAAAUUCUGCUUUAUAUCGAUUCCCCCCCUCCCGGACAAACAAAUAUCCGGAAGAUACGAAGAACAAUUCAUUGAGCAUCGACGAACGCAACUCCAGGAAUUUGUUGAUUAUGUCUGCAGACAUCCCGUUCUAUCUCGCAGUCGAGUUUGGGAGCAUUUUAUAACGUGUACAGAUGAAAAACGCUGGAAGGCUGGAAAACGAGCAGCGGAGAAAGAUGAACUGUUGGGGGUAAAUUACUUCAACGCGAUUCAGUGUUCAGACACCUCACUAGAUGCCAUUAAAGUUGACAUUCAAAUCGAUGCUUUUUCGCGAUUUAUCAAUGGGUUGGAUCCCGUUGUUAAGAAUUUUAUGGCUAUGGCUAUGGAUCAGGGGAAGAAACAUCAAGGAUUGUACAAACGAGAAUUCCAAAAAAUCGGACAAUCUUUUGUUUCACUUGGGCACGCUUUGGAGGGAGACGUGGGUAGACUCACUCAAGCUUUAAAAUUAACUGGAGAAGCGUAUAAUGAUAUUGGCAAGUUGUAUGAGGAUCAACCUAAGUUUGACUGGGAACCCCUUGCAGAUAAGUUUCACAUAUACAGAGGAAUUAUUGGAGGAUUUACUGAUGUUAUAGGUAUUCACAAGAGCGCGGUGCAAAAAAGAAGAGAUUGUGAACGUUUGGUAACUGAGCAUAAAAUGGAAUCAAAUCAACUGCGAGAGCUUUCGCGAAAAACCGAUGUCAUAGCCCGAACUCUAAUGGCUGAAGAAGUACAUUUCCAAACAGAACGAGAGGUGCAUAUCCAACAAGCCAUGAAGAACCAUCUCACUGAGCAAAUUCGUUUUUACCAAAAUAUUGUAGCUAAGUUACAAGACGCGCUGGCAGCUUACGAUGCAUGAGAUGAUAUUAGACGGAAAAUUCAUCCCUGUUAUUAUUUCUUGUUAUUAUUACGCCACUCUACACUGCAUUUCAACAAGUAUUAUGAAACAUUUUCAUGCCAUCGUGAGAGAAUACAAAUUUUCCUUUUGAAAAUUUAUAAGUGUUAAUAACUAUUGAUUUUAAAAAAUCUUUAACGCUGGGAUUGUAUAUAUCCAAAUAAUAAUGUAAUACCAAUCAUAAUUGUCAUUAAAAUAAAGACAAAAAAUGUCACAAAUUUUCACCUGC
Messenger RNA from Diachasmimorpha longicaudata, 2218 nucleotides. RefSeq names its product sorting nexin lst-4 (gene SH3PX1). Bases 388 to 1953 code for a protein of 521 amino acids. Gene Ontology annotation, cellular component: cytoplasmic vesicle; plasma membrane. The transcript has 5 exons. Gene Ontology annotation, biological process: endocytosis; endosomal transport; plasma membrane tubulation. Gene Ontology annotation, molecular function: phosphatidylinositol binding; protein binding. NCBI's taxonomy places the organism in Eukaryota, Metazoa, Arthropoda, Insecta, Hymenoptera, Braconidae. The record is from RefSeq and is a predicted model, not a curated record.